Messenger RNA from Ananas comosus (pineapple), 3832 nucleotides. Its product is annotated as receptor kinase-like protein Xa21. Gene Ontology annotation, molecular function: protein kinase activity; ATP binding; protein binding. The transcript is spliced from 4 exons. Gene Ontology annotation, biological process: hormone-mediated signaling pathway; protein phosphorylation. The coding region runs from base 1 to 3354 and encodes 1117 amino acids. Gene Ontology annotation, cellular component: plasma membrane. The record is from RefSeq and is a predicted model, not a curated record. NCBI's taxonomy places the organism in Eukaryota, Viridiplantae, Streptophyta, Magnoliopsida, Poales, Bromeliaceae.
AUGAUAUCAAGUGCUAUUUCCACUGCACCUCUAAUGACAUAUAGCUUAUGCACUGCUAUGAGCAAUAGAUCAAGCAGCUUCUCAGAGGCAAAACAACAAGCACUUGGUGCACAACAAAGAACUGAGGAGAACAUGAUGCUCCAAACCAACACAAUGAACAAUCCACUUUCCUUCAAGAGUAUAAUGAUGCUGCUCAUCUUACUAUUUUCUUGUUCGCAGCAGACGACGGAAUUGUCAACUGACUACAGCACUGAUCUGUCGGCAUUGCUGGCCAUCAAAGGACGCAUCACAUCCGAUCCCCAUGAUGUCCUCUCACGCAGCUGGAAUGCUAACACAUCCUUCUGCAGCUGGUAUGGAGUGCGGUGCAGCCGCCGUGGGGAGCGAGUUACAGCCUUACAACUCAACCACGCCGCCCUUCGCGGCACCAUCGCACCGCAUGUUGCCAACCUCUCCUUCCUCAGCAUUCUCAACCUCUCCAAUAACUCUCUCUCUGGCCAUCUCCCCGAUGACCUCGGUCGUCUCCGUCGAUUAAAAACACUCUUCCUCGAAGGGAACCGACUCUCCGGACCUAUCCCACCAUCCAUCUUCAACAUCUCCUCCCUUGAGUUGCUAAAUUGUGCAAUCAAUGAGUUUUCCGGUUACAUUCCAACAGGAACCGGCUCUGCGAAUCUCCAAGCGCUAUCAUUUGCAAUCAACCAACUCACUGGAACUAUACCCGCUGAGCUUGGGAACUACCCUGAGCUCCGUUUCUUAUCUCUUAGCAUCAAUAACCUCACUGGCUUGAUACCGCCUUCUAUCGCAAACCUAACGCAGCUUACAAUACUUGAACUUUCCUCCAACAAUCUACAAGGUGGCAUUCCGACGGAGCUCGGCCGUCUCAUCAAUUUGGAGGUCCUGCAUGUGAAGCAAAAUGGCUUGACGGGCACAUUACCAAGUUCGAUCUUCAACCUAUCUUCACUACAGAUCCUCGCUGUGUCGAAGAACAUGCUCACCGGAUACAUUCCAAAAGGCGGUAAUGGCCUAUGGCUGCCACUCAUUCAAAAGUUUUAUCUAGAUGAUAACCGGUUGACGGGCUUGAUCCCACAGCAGUUGGGCCAGUGCAAGUAUCUAAUAGACAUAGAAUUGUACAACAACCAAUUCAUGGGGAAUAUACCAGUUGAAUUUGGGAACCUACCAAGUCUUAGGAUAUUACUUCUUUACAGCAAUAAUCUUUCUGGGCCUAUACCAUCCUCAUUUGCACAAUCUUUAACAUAUCUUCCCUGCAGUUUCUUGACCUUACUCUCAAUAAUUUUACCGGACAUCUUCCGGUUGACAUUGGCAACCGGCUCCCAAAACUACAGAGUCUUAAAUCUUGCAGCAAAUCUGUUUAGUGGAAAGAUACCGGCUUCUCUAUCUAAUCGUUCGCUGUUAUCAGCCAUUGAACUCUCCUAUAAUAGUUUUACUGGCCCAGUUCCCACAACAUUUAACAAUCUCCAGCUUCUUCGUUUCUUGAAUCUUGCGGAAAACCAACUUAGCGGCAGAUUGGAGUUCCUUUCACCUCUGGCUAAUUGCAAGCAUUUGACGAGUUUGUAUAUUGGGAACAAUCAAUUCAAAAGCUCUCUGCCAGUUGCUGUUGGAAAUCUCUCAAGAAAUCUUCAGGUGCUAUACAUUGCUAAUUGCCAACUCAACGGAAAUAUUCCUUCUGCAAUUGGAAAUCUUAGUGGUCUGAACAAUUUGGACUUAAGUAGUAAUGGAUUCAGCGGAGAAAUCCCAACUUCAAUAAGUAAUCUACGGAAUCUACAACGGCUGCAUCUGCAAAACAACCUAUUAAAUGGAUCAAUUCCCAAGGAAUUAUUUCUAUUAAGACAUCUGGGCCAGUUGCACCUUGAGGAAAAUAUGAUUUCAGGAGCAAUGCCUGAGUCAAUAUCUAAUGGAACUGGACUUCAGGAAAUUUCUCUAGCUGCGAAUUUACUGUCCUUGACAGUACCUUCGGCAAUCUGGAGGCUCACAGAUCUCGUGCUAUUUAACCUCUCAUAUAAUUCUUUGGUUGGGGUAAUACCUGCAGAAGUUGGAAACAUGAAAUUAGUACAAGUAAUGGAUUUUUCGGCAAAUAAAUUUUCUGGUAAUAUUCCAAGCACUUUAGGCAAUCUCCAAAUGCUUACCAACCUGAACCUUUCAAGCAAUUCAUUCCCAGGUCCAAUUCCCGAAUCUUUUGGUGGUUUACUAAACUUGAUUAGUAUGAAUCUAUCCUCAAACGCCCUUGCAGGUUCGAUUCCGAAAUCUUUUUCAAGACUUCGUUACCUGGUUAGCCUAAAUUUGUCAUAUAACAAACUAGAAGGCGAAAUUCCGCAAGGAGGAAUAUUCAAUCACCUCACAGCUAGCUCUUUCAUAGGCAACUUGGCAUUGUGCGGAGCAAGUAAAUUUGGUGUACCGCCGUGCAUGGCAACACCCAUUCCAAAUUCAAGAAGCAGAAAAUAUCUACUAGAAAUCCUUCUUCCCACAGCUUUUGCUAUAUUGUCAGCUUGUUUCCUCAUAAUAUUCAUGAUUAGGAGAAAGAAGAUUAAGAAAAUUAGUACUGUAGAUCAGUUGGCUGUGAAUAACCAUAGAAGAAUUUCUUACCACGAGCUUGUGCGUGCCACUGAUGAUUUCGAUGACACAAACUUACUCGGUUCAGGAAGUUUUGGUUCGGUCUACAAAGGCCGAUUAGAUGACGGAAUGCUUAUUGCAGUUAAAGUGCUAAACCUUCAGCUGCAAAAAGCAUCAGCAAGUUUUGAUGCAGAAUGCCAAGUGCUAAGUACUGUUAGGCAUAGAAAUCUUGUUAAGAUUAUAAGCACUUGCUCUACCUUAGAGUUUAAGGCCUUAAUUCUUCAAUAUAUGCCAAACGGGAGCCUCGAAAAGUGGUUAUAUUCUCAUAUCCACUACUUGGACCUCAUUCAGAGGAUAAACAUAAUGACGGAUGUGGCGCUUGCGUUGGAAUAUCUGCAUCACCAAUGCCCAACACCUGCGGUGCACUGUGAUCUGAAGCCUAGUAAUAUUCUCAUCGACGAGGACAUGUCGGCUCAUGUCAGCGACUUUGGCAUUGCGAAGUUAAUUUCCGAGGAUGAUUCAUGCUCUAUAUUAACAAGCGCACCAGGCACAAUAGGCUAUAUUGCUCCAGAGUACGGGAUGGCUGGCAAAGUGUCGACAAGUGGGGAUGUUUACAGCUACGGCAUUCUACUGUUAGAAGUCUUUUCAAGGAAGAAGCCGACCGAUGAGAUGUUUGUCGGAGGAUCGAGCUUAAGACAAUGGAUUGGCGAAUCAUUUCAUGUUGCAAUAGAGAAUGUCAUUUCAUGUUGCAAUAGAGAAUGUCGUCGACGAAAACCUCCUCGAUUCUGAAGUUAACAUCCAUGCCGCUAAUGUCGGCACGGAGGAAGCUGCGAGGAUAAAAAAACCGGUGUUUAUCAUCCCUCCUGGAACUCGGCCUAUCCUGCUCAAGCGAAACGCCGAAAGAAAGGCCGACUAUGGAAGAUGUUGUGGUGAGACUGAAGAAGAUCAGAAGCCAUAGAGCUUAACCGAUAAGGUCUCAUUCCUAUCAACUCUUCAAGAAGUUUUCAACUUACAUAUAAUUUGCAUGAGCUGGUGUUAUAGGAAAUAUUUCUUUUCAGCAUUUUAUCAGUAAAUUUGAGUUCACUAGCCUACAAUAAUUUUGUAACAGAGCAUGAUAUCAAAUGCAUGCCAUUUCCACAGCACCUUUAAUGACAUAUAGCUUAUGCACUAUCAUAUGGAAUAGAUCAAGCAACUUCUCUCAGAGGCAAAACAACAAGCGCUUGGUGCGCAACAAGUAAACUAAAAGCAAAAGAGAAGGAUUAACAAA